Messenger RNA from Neurospora hispaniola, 1619 nucleotides. RefSeq lists its product as uncharacterized. The record is from RefSeq and is a predicted model, not a curated record. The coding region runs from base 41 to 1378 and encodes 445 amino acids. Lineage: Eukaryota; Fungi; Ascomycota; Sordariomycetes; Sordariales; Sordariaceae. The transcript has a single exon.
UUUUGAGCCAUUCCAUCUCCGCUGUGGCAGAGAGAUUACUAUGGCCCGUUCCGGAGAUCUACAGAGCCAGCGCUGGAAGUGUGCCAGUCGGCCGCCAAUCGUACCUGGGGAAGAAUCUCGAGCAAGCGAUGUCUUCUUGAAAGGGACCGAACUCUACGUUCUUCCAGCUCUGGCACAGAGGAGCGCGGUCGGCAACAGGUGGCUUCAGCUGCACUGGCUCGACAGUACUUACUUCGAGCAUAAGGUUCCACAAAUCCCCCUCCAACUAACGUAUGUACCGCCAAUCUCCGAAGCUCUAGUCGAAUUUACAUUCAGCAUUGGAAUGGUUGACUGUCCUCCCGGUGGGGAGCUGGGGCGUCGUCAACGUCACCUCGAGAUGCAGUACAAACUGCUAGCUUGUCUCGCAAAUGCUCGGAACUUGCGCACCCUACGACUCACAGCAUACCAAAGGUUUCCAGCCGCAUCGUCCUGCGCCAAGAAGGCCGGUGACCAUUACUUCUUCGAUCUGCUGGUUGGACAAGAGGCUGGUCCCAACAGCGGUGAAAUCUAUCUACCCCAUCUCAGCUCUUUGAGUCUUGAAAGCAUCAUGUACAGCCAGGCGAGUCUUGAGAAAUUCAUCGCGCGUCAUGCCGACACUCUUCGUGUUCUCGAGUUAUCAGACUGUCGCCUGGAGUUCGACACGGUGAAGCGUCUAGCCACACUGGGCUUGCAACUCAACAAGUUCGAAGUGACCUCGGUCAGGUGGAUGAUCCAGGAUAUUAGGAGAACUAGAGAUGGACCAUACAGAUCUCUUGGGGGCCGUUGGACAAGAGUCUUUGAAUUCAUCACUCCUGAAGGUCUACUAGGAUUCGUCAACGACAACACGACACCAGAAGCUCAAUGGGCAAAUCUGGAACCUACCCGCUUUGGUCGCAUACCAUAUCAGGCGUACUUUAACUUUCUAGUCACGACUGAGGAUGUCCGAAUCCUUCAUCGAGUUCAGGGCGCCUACGGGCACCUCGCGUAUGGCGAGGAAUUCGAGAGACGUUGGGAGAAGCUUGUCCAAGAAGGAAAGGGAAUUGACUUCCGACAGAUUAGCCAUCCGGAGAUUUCGAGAUGCUUGGGCGACGAACACGGAGAGGAAAUGCAUUACACCGAUGAUGGUGCAGUCAUCUAUCCAACCGGUGAAAUACCCGAGUUUGUCACUUCUGAUCCGGCCCUUCUCGAAAGGUUAAAAUUGCGCGCUCUGGAACUCUCGCUAUCCCCAGAGCACGCGGAGGAGGUGCAGAGGCUCAUGGAAAGCUGCAAGCGUGAGGAAGCAGAAGUUGGUAACGAGGCUCAUUCUGAAAGGGAUUCGUUAUCAUCUCUGUUGAAGUUUACGUCAGAACUCAGAUUCUAGAGGUAGUUACGACGGAGGGUUGAUAGUUAUCGCCUGCUGAAAUAGUUAAACAGUAGAGAUGGAAACAGAGACGAGGAUUUGCAUGUAUGGGAGAACAAAAGAAGGGAUACAAGGGGGAUUGAGAGGGAAAAUGUGCUUCGGUAUGUAGGUUGCAAAGAUCUUAUUUAAAGGCACAAGCAUAUCAAGUGAUUCUCCGUGACCACAACUGUAAUCACAGUACCUAGUGCUAUCACUUGUAGAC